Messenger RNA from Tripterygium wilfordii, 937 nucleotides. RefSeq names its product 60S ribosomal protein L9. The record is from RefSeq and is a predicted model, not a curated record. Gene Ontology annotation, cellular component: ribosome; cytosolic large ribosomal subunit. Gene Ontology annotation, molecular function: rRNA binding; structural constituent of ribosome. Lineage: Eukaryota; Viridiplantae; Streptophyta; Magnoliopsida; Celastrales; Celastraceae. Bases 67 to 648 code for a protein of 193 amino acids. The transcript has 3 exons. Gene Ontology annotation, biological process: cytoplasmic translation.
GCGGGUUAAAUCAAGCGGCGGGAGUAGUAAGAAUUCUGUGUUUUGUGAGAGUAAGCAGCCGCCGCCAUGAAGACGAUACUUUCGUCGGAGACGAUGGACAUCCCGGAAGGGGUGAAGAUCAAGGUGAACGCGAAGGUGAUAGAGGUGGAGGGACCGAGGGGCAAGCUGGUUCGCAACUUUAAGCACCUCAACCUGGAUUUCCAGCUCAUCACCGACGAGGAAGGAAAGAGGAAACUCAAAAUUGACGCCUGGUUUGGUUCUCGCAAGACCAGUGCUGCAAUCCGCACCGCCCUCAGCCACGUUGAGAACCUCAUUACUGGCGUCACCAAGGGAUACCGCUACAAGAUGCGUUUUGUCUACGCUCAUUUUCCCAUCAACGCCUCCAUCGCCAACUCUAACAAAUCCAUCGAGAUCCGCAAUUUCCUUGGAGAGAAGAAGGUACGUAAGGUGGAUAUGCUUGAGGGUGUGUCAGUUGUUAGGUCUGAGAAGAUCAAGGAUGAGCUUAUAUUGGAUGGGAAUGAUAUUGAGCUUGUCUCACGAUCAGCUGCCCUGAUAAACCAGAAAUGCCAUGUGAAGAACAAAGAUAUCAGAAAAUUCCUUGAUGGUAUCUACGUCAGUGAGAGGGGCAAGAUAGCUGAAGAGGAAUGAUUAGUUAUAAUCAAGGGGAGAUUAUAUCUUUGUGGAAGUUCAAUUUUCCUUUUUAUUUUUUCCCAUUUUGAUUUUAUAGCGGAAGUAUGAGAAUGUUUUCUUGCUUGUCUGGGAUUUUUGUAGUAGGAAAUAUUCGAUAUUUACCUGUACCAUUUUGUUGGCAGUAAUUUUGUCCCCUCUCAUUGGUUCCUCGUUUUAAGCUACUUGUUGUUUUUGGUAUUGUUCACUUGUAACAUUUAGUAUGGUUUAGUAAGUUCAUAGAAAAAUGAAUGUUCUCAGUUUUCGAACA